UUGUUAGCUGACGACAUGAGGUACUUAGCUGUCCUAGUUUUGGUCGCGGUGGCGCGGGGCAUGCCCACCGCCGAAAAAGAAGAUCAGGGGAUCGUGGGCAGUGUUAUGGGUGUGGUGAAGGAGUGUUCUGAAGGCGACGUGUCUUUGUGUUUGAAGGAGAAGGCAUUAAAGUAUGUGGAGACGUUGUCGUCAGCGCGGGAGUUGAGCCUGACUGACGGAGUGACCUUAGUUGGGAACGGGUCUCCGAGGUCUGCUCGUGCUCUGGAUCCUCUGCCUGAGGAGCCUCGAGCCAGGGAAGCGCUCGUGGAGUCGCGGCUAGUGGAUUCUGCUGCUGAUCUGUUGGAGAACCAUGUCAUCCAGUUCAAGCUGCCGUCCUUCGCUGUUGAGGGCAUGAGGAGAUCACUCGAAGAAGCUCGUGGCAAAAAGAAGAAGAUCAAGCAGCUCCUGCCUCUCCUGGCUCUCGCCAAGUUGAAGAUCACCGCUCUCAUCCCCCUAUUUCUCGCGAUCAUCGCCUUCGCCGCCACGAAGGCCCUCCUCCUCGCCAAGGUGUCCCUCCUCGUCGCCGGUAUCCUCGCCCUGAAGAAGCUUCUGGCACACAAGCACCAUGAGACCAGCUAUGAAGUCGUGGCCCACCCUCAUCAUGAUGAACAUUACGCCAGCAGCGGACAUGGUUGGGGAAGAUCCAUCGAUGACGCCCAGAACCUCGCCUAUGGCGCUCACGUCAAGUCUGAUUAAACUAAGCCAUUUGACUUCCACAAGGAUCAACUCUAUGACCGCUAUUUUUUAGUCAAUAUCAUUGAGAUGCGGGCAUUUACUUUUAAGAUUAUUUAAGCAGGCGUAUUUAUUACUAGCCUUAGUUUAUUUAUUACUAUUUAUUUGAUCCCUUUGUGAGGGAGUGUUGUUGUUUUCAUAAACGGUUGUUCUGAGUUUGUAUGGCCCUAUAUUAUUAAUUCUUGUUAUACUAUAUUAGUAUAUAUCAGACCCUAUACGGUAUCCGUAUUUGUGUAUUUUG
Molecule: messenger RNA, 1012 nt
Organism: Cydia pomonella (codling moth)
Lineage: Eukaryota; Metazoa; Arthropoda; Insecta; Lepidoptera; Tortricidae
Gene: Osi9
Exons: 3
Coding region: 16-735 (239 amino acids)
Source: RefSeq, a predicted model, not a curated record